AUGUCUUUAGCAGUGCAAGGUGAACGACGUCGCGAUAGGUCUAGAUCCAGGUCGCGUGACCGGCGAACCAAAGAUGAUCCAGAGCGAGAAACGAAGACAUAUCUAGACAUGCGAGAGUCAAGCUAUGGGUACCCUGACGAUGGUCAUAGCGACCGAUACGACGGUAAAUACUCCCAGCUUGAAAACGGCCGCCGUCUCGCGUAUCCUUCGGAGAACAGCUUCGAGCCGGCAAUGCCUCGGACCCAAUCAUCGUACCAGUAUGAUGAGAAGAGCUCUUCUUACAGGGACAAGUACUCUCGGCCAGAGUCUCCGGAAUCGAAUCACCUGCCCGGGUCUUUCCCCGACGAUGAGGACCAACCUCGCCGAGGCGACAAGGACGAUCGCUACAAGAGUCGCAAAGACCCCCGGGAAUCCAAAUACAACAAAUAUGACGACUAUGACUACCAUGACAAGAGAGACAGCCACCGCUCUGAGUCUAAGCGCGACAAGCAAGAUGCGAUUGACGCCAGCGAUGAUCGAUUGAAGUAUCUGCCGCAAAAGUACAGCCAGAACUACGAUGAGAAAGCCGAUAGCAGGAGAAAAACCAGGCGCCAUCGAUCCGACUCUGAAGACGACGCCCUGACUUACGGUGGUCCGCCUCCAUUCGAAACCCAGACGAGCUCCCCCCCGACGUAUGGUAGUUACAUUCCCAGUUCAAGCGUUGUCGGGGAUAAGCGCAGUUCGAAGUACAAGGACGACAACUAUGAUGAUAGGAGACGUCAGUACAGCCCCGAAAGAGAAGAUCGGUCAUCCAGGAAAACGAAGGGUGACUCUUAUCGGGAGUCCCCUGACGACCCGAGGAGCUUUAAAUCAAAUGUCCUGAACGUGGAACCAUCUCGGCGCACCAGGGACCGCUCUCGAGAUGCCAGACGAGAUGCCUCACCAGGACCGGCACUGUUAACAGCGGAACCUGACAAGCACGGACGGGAUAAGUCUCGCGACAGAUCCCGCGACCGGCGGUCAUCCAAGCGCGAACCCUCACCAUUGCCAUCGACUGCUCGAAUGUCAUCCCUCACUGUUGACACGCACCGUCCUGUCAGUAUGUCGCUGGCGGCGGCUCCAGGCUCGCCUCUCCUUGAGUCAUACCACGGCACCUACCAGGACUGUUCCCCAAUGCCAUCGCCGUUGCUUCUUGCGUCGCAAGCAGCCAAUGAACACCCGCAUAUUAUCGAUACGCUCUCACCCCUCAACUCCGAUGUCGAAGGAGACGGCAAGAAGCGCAACCGCAGAGCUCGCUUCCAUGACCCAGAAGAUAUUGCCUCCCGUCUGGCGCGAGCCUUGAAAGGCGACAGGCCGCCUGAUACGGAGCCUCUCAUUGAGAUUCUCCCAAGCCUGUCGCAUGACCAGGUGAUGGAGCUACGGGCGGAGUACAAGCGUAUUGUCAAGACAGGCUCGGAGCGCAAGGGGGUCAAUAUCGCGAAACACAUUCGGGCACGACUCAAAGACGAGGAUCCUAUGCUCAUGAAGGCUUGCUACUCUGUUGCUCUUGGAAUGUGGGAAAGCGAAGCCUACUGGGCCAAUUUCUGGUAUCAAGGAGACAAAACGCGUCGCGAGCUUCUCAUUGAAACUCUGAUGGGACGUUCAAAUGAUGAGAUCCGCCAGAUCAAGGAUGCUUUCACAGACAAGAAAUACGACAACAGUCUGACAAAAUGCAUGAAGACCGAGCUGAAGGAAGAUAAGUUCAAGAAAGCGGUUUUGACAGUCUUGGAAGAGCGAAGAAUGGAUGAUUUCGAUCAGUACGGCCGCACCAUUCCGCUGGACUAUGACUUGAUCGACCGCGAUGUUGAUGAGUUGAGAAAAGCAGUCAAGGCCGAAAAAGGUGGCGAAACUCUUAUGAUUGCCAUCGUACUACAGCGGAGUGAUGCUCAUCUGAGAGCUGCCCUGAAAGAAUAUGAGCGCCACUACAGAGGUAAUUUUGCGCGCGAGGCUCUCAAGAAGAGCGGCAAUCUUGUGGGUGAACUGCUCGCUCAUAUUCUGAACGGAAUAAUUAACCGCCCUGUCCGCGAUGCCUUGCUCCUACACCAUGCACUUACAGCCUCGCGCAAGGACAACCUACGGCGCGAGCUGCUUGUCUCUAGACUUGUCAGAUAUCACUGGGACCCUAUGCACAUGCAGGCUGUCAAGAAGGCCUACAGCGAGAGGUACGGUCGUGAGCUUCAGGAUGCCGUCCGUGACGCAACCAGCGGGGAAUGGGGUAUCUUUUGUUUGGAGCUGUGCAUUGCACGAAUGCCCAACCAUGUUCGACGCAUUGAAAGAGUUGGCGGUAGUGGUCGGUAA
Messenger RNA from Akanthomyces muscarius, 2316 nucleotides. RefSeq lists its product as uncharacterized. Bases 1 to 2316 code for a protein of 771 amino acids. Gene Ontology annotation, molecular function: calcium ion binding; calcium-dependent phospholipid binding. Lineage: Eukaryota; Fungi; Ascomycota; Sordariomycetes; Hypocreales; Cordycipitaceae. Gene Ontology annotation, cellular component: cytoplasm. The record is from RefSeq and is a predicted model, not a curated record. The transcript has 2 exons.